AUGAAAACCAUCGGCAUCUUCCCAGCAUCAGGGGGUCUAGGCACCUCCACCUACCACCACCUCCUGGCUCUGGUCCCCAAGGACAAUGUCAUCCUCAUCAGCCGCCACCCCCACAAAGUCCCCAGGAACUACACCCAAGCCUGUGUCCGAACGCGAGAGGCAUCCUACGAAACAGCGCCCUCUGACCUCGAAAAGGUCUUCACCGGCAUCGAUGUCCUGUUUCUAAUCUCCUACCCAAGCCACGUCAAAGACUACCGCAUCAAAGUCCAGCUCCCAGCAAUCGACGCAGCCCGCCGCGCUGGUGUCAAGCAUGUCUUUUACAGCUCUCUGGCUUUUGCUGGAGAAAGAGACUCUACCAGGUCAGUGGCUGAGGUGAUGCAGGCUCACCUUGCCACCGAGGGGCACUUGAGACAUUUGGCGGAGACAGCACCUGGUUUCACCUACACGGUGAUCAGAGAGGGAAUUUAUUCCGAGUCGACACCCAUUUACACCAGCUUCUUCGAUCCGCACUUCCCUGAUGCCUCGCUUGUUGGGAAUGAGAUUCUUGUCCCGCAUGAUGGUAAGGGGAAGGGGGUGGCCUGGGUGAAGAGGGAUGAGCUUGGAGAGGCGUCUGCGAAGCUCAUUGCACAAUAUUCAUCCGCGCCGGAAAGCUUCCAGUAUGUGAACCAGGUUGUAUUGCUGACAGGCAACAAGGAGUGGAGUUUGGAGGACACGGUGAAGGUGCUUGGGGAGGUUGCUGGGAAGGACUUGAAGAUAAGGGAGAUACCUGUGCAUGAGUGGGUUCGGCUUCCACAAGUAAAGGGCUACUUCAAAAAUGAGGAGGAUGCCAGGACUUGGGCUACUGCUUGGGAGGCUAUCAGACAAGGUGCUACAGCGCCAGUGACGGGGGACUUGGAAGAAAUUCUGGGAAGAAAGCCUGAAGAGUUUGAUGUGACGCUCAAGGGGGAAACACGUGCAACCACAGAGCAGUAA
This is a messenger RNA of Podospora pseudocomata, 972 nucleotides long. RefSeq lists its product as uncharacterized. The transcript has a single exon. The coding region runs from base 1 to 972 and encodes 323 amino acids. The record is from RefSeq and is a predicted model, not a curated record. Lineage: Eukaryota; Fungi; Ascomycota; Sordariomycetes; Sordariales; Podosporaceae.